GCAAGCAACAAAUGUCCCAGAUCUACAACAUGUAUCCACUAUUCUAUGUACAUGUAUGUCGAGUCUCUAUUUUCUCCUGAAGAGAACCUAUGCUACAGAUACAACUUUCCAGAAUUUAGAUGAUGAUGUGCUUAAACAGUUUGAUGAAUGGUGUGCUGACCCAGUGCCUAAACAGUUUGAUGAAAGGUGUGCUGACCAACAGAAUGUACCAGUCUUUAAGUUUUGGUUUCCGAUUAUUUGAAUCGAAAUACUGUGCCUUAACUAAGUGUGGGCUAUCAGAGAGGGAAAUUUCCCUCUUUAUCUCCAGUCAAUUAGCAAUCUUAUCACCUGGUUUUUUGUUUUCUGACCUUGUCAAUAUGCUUGCUGAGUACCAGUUCAGAAUAUCAUCAGAACUCAAAGUUCAAAAAUGGAUAGCUUUUGGAAAAGUAAAAAAUUAGAGAUAUCUCACUUCUCAUGAAAUUGCAGCUGCCCUUUGACAUGGUAGGACUAUGUGUCUCCCCUUAUUUCAUGCCCCAACAGGUUCAGACACUAUAUCUGGAUUCUAAUCAUUGAACGUUUUGUUGUGAUUUUAUACAAUAGAGACAAUGAACAAUGAAAUAACUGUAAAUGCUGCAAGACAAGAAAUGUUAACAAAGAAAAC
Molecule: messenger RNA, 640 nt
Organism: Owenia fusiformis
Lineage: Eukaryota; Metazoa; Annelida; Polychaeta; Sabellida; Oweniidae
Source: the annotation of a GenBank genome assembly